Messenger RNA from Sitophilus oryzae (rice weevil), 2352 nucleotides. RefSeq names its product protein Lilipod. Gene Ontology annotation, biological process: signal transduction. The transcript has 10 exons. The record is from RefSeq and is a predicted model, not a curated record. NCBI's taxonomy places the organism in Eukaryota, Metazoa, Arthropoda, Insecta, Coleoptera, Curculionidae. Bases 247 to 1824 code for a protein of 525 amino acids. Gene Ontology annotation, molecular function: transmembrane signaling receptor activity.
CAAUGGGAUAGUACGCAGUGUUUUAAAGAAAUCUGAUACGAAAAGUUAUAUCCCGAAAAGUUAAUUUAUGUUUAUCAAUUAAUUAUUAAUUAACUUAAGAGUAAAAAGUGAUCAAGUGAAAUAUUUUCAGACUUAUUUAAGGAUUGCAAAGUAUUAUGGUCCAGUUCUUGCACUAAUCGUUUAACAAUGAUAAACUUUAUUGUUUUGGAAGGUCCAGUUAUAACAAAUAGGUGAAAAAUUCAUAUAAUGGAUAAUGAAAUUGAAGAAGAGCUAGAUAUAAAUGAACAAAUUUUUCAUAACAAUGUUCGAGAGCAAAUAAUAUUUUUGCUUCUCUUCCUGUGCCUUUACCUGGCCAGUUUUGCUCUGUUAGGCCGAUUCAGACGAAAAGGGAAGGAAGAUUAUUACAGUAGCGAUGAAGACGAAAUAAUCGUUUAUAGAAUAAGUAGUUGGCUGUGCACGUUUUCAUUGGCUGUUUCUAUAGGAGCGGUUCUAUUGUUACCCAUAUCAAUUAUUUCCAACGAAGUAUUGGUUAAUUAUCCUAAUAGCUAUUAUAUAAAAUGGCUCAAUUCGUCGCUUAUACAGGGUCUAUGGAACUACGUAUUUUUGUUUUCAAACUUGUCCAUGUUUGUGCUGCUACCGUUCGCUUAUCUCUUCACCGAAUCUGAGGGAUUUUUUGGCCAAAGAAAAAGACUUUGGGCGAGAGUGUACGAAACUUUCGUCGUUUUAACUCUUUUAACUGUUGUUGUACUGGGCAUGACGUAUGUCCUUUCAGCUUUGUUUAACGAAGAAGAAGCCAGCUUAAUACCCAUAUUCAAUUUAUGGAGCUACCUCCCUUUUUUAUACUCCUGCAUAUCGUUUCUAGGAGUUCUUAUUUUAUUAGUAUGCACCCCCUUAGGUUUUGUACGUCUAUUCGACGUAGUCGGAAUUUUUUUAAUAAAGCCUCAAUUUUUACACGAUAUAAAUGAAGAUUAUUUCGCUUAUGCUAUAGAAGAAGAAUGCUUAAACAGAAGACUGAAACAAGUCCAAUCCACAGGGCAUUUCUUUCUGAGUCCAGAGCCAAUGGCUGUUGAUGACAGUCCUAUUUAUAAUGACGAAUAUAAGUUAGAUGACUGUUUCUUGCGUUUGAGAAAUGGGGAGUUACAGAACGGUUUAAGUGUGAAGUUAAAAGAGAUUGCCCAGAAACGAUUUCUUCUUGAUAAGCAAAGAAAGACCUCAUCGCUCAGAAGAAAUGUUGUAUAUCCCAUAGCCAUGUUACUUUUAAUAGGUUUAACAAUAAUUGCUGUUUUGUUAGUUGUGCAAAACACUCUGUCAUUGUUAAUAGGAAUCAAGGCUUUGCCAAGUAGUUCAAAGCAAUUCACGUUAGGAGUAAGUUCAUUAUCUAAAUUAGGACCGUUUGGUGCCGCUUUAGAAAUCACCAUGAUCGUCUAUUUCAUCGCCACAUCAUCGAUAGGUUUCUACACCGCACCGUGGGUGAAGAAAAUGAGACCCACCGUUAAAAGCACUUCAUUUACUUUAGUGAUAGCCAACUGUGCUUUGGUUUUGAUCAUUAGUUCAGCGUUGCCACUGUUGUCAAAAAUUCUAGGUAUAACAAAUUUCGAUCUUUUGGGAGACUUCGGCAGUAUAGAGUGGCUGGGAAAUUUUAAACUAAUUCUUCUCUACAACAUACUAUUCGCCACCGUCUCGUCCCUGUGCAUAGUUAAUAAGUUCACAGCCAAAGUGAGAAGGGAAUUGUACGCCCGAACUAUGGUAUUCUUGAAAUUGCACGAGCCACAAGUGAUGGUUUCUAAUACACCCAGGUCUUCGUUUUUGACAAAGAGUGAGUAGCAGGUAACAUUUUGUUUGUUACUAAUUUUAAGUACCAAUUUUGUAUAUACACGCUUGAUAUUAUUUAUUUGAAAAUUUGUGAUUUAAGUGUUUUUUGAAUGUUUAUAUUAAGAAUUAUACUGCCUUUGCUAUGUAUGUACGUUUGCCCUUGUUAUUUUAAAAUAGUAUUCCUUGUGGUAUUAUUAUAUAUUUUUUAAAAUUUCUAUGUUUCUUAACAAUAAAAAGAAUAAGUCCAUAUUUGUUGUCAGUUUUUGAAUAGAAUAUAAACUAAAAUACAAUUUGCCAAAGCUCCUGUGGUUUCUUUUUUGUUAAAAACAUAGUAAUGCAUCUGUGAUUAACUGAUUUUAUAUUGUAUUUAUAAAAUAAGCAAGCAGAAUAUUUAGCCUUCGAUACCUAAAACUUGUAAUUAGGUUAAGAAUUUUAAUUUUAGGUAAUAUUAAAUUCAUUUAUAUUUAUUGCUCAACAUUAAGUACCCAUAACGUGUUACAAGCAUAUCAUUCGUGAUGUAAUAAAGCAUAUUGAUUUUUA